AUGCAUGCCACUCCUGGGGCCUGGAGGGCCAUCUUGGAGCCUCUCGUGGCCGCCUGGUGCGCCGCGGCCCCCGGCGUCGCGCGCGCCCUCGACCUGGGCAGCGCGGAGGAGCUCCCUGCGAGGCAGGCGACGGGCACGAGGGACUUCGCCGCCGCCGUGGCGGCGUACAACACCAGGGCUGGCGACGCGGCGCACCCCCUGCAGGUCUCGCUGGCGCAGGGGGAGCGGAGCAGGCAGAAGGACUUGAUGCGACCCGUCAUGGACGUCCUCUGCGCGCGGGCCAAGGCCGACCUGGACGACCGCGCGCUCGGCCGCCUCCAGUCCUGCGGAGGCCCAGGAGCAGGGGCCUUCACGCUGCUGCCCACGGCGCCAGAGCACCGGAUGGCGCCCGACCUCUACCAACUGUCCCUGCGACGUCGCCUCCUCAUGGAGGGUCCGCGGCUGCUGAAGGACCCUGCAUCGCAGACGCAGUGUCAAAACAGAUCCCGCGAGGGAGUGGUUUGCGGAGCGUUGCAUGAGCCCGACCAGCACCACGCCAUCGCGUGCGAGACUGGCCCUGCCCGCACCUGGCGGCACGACCGGAUCCGCGACUUGCUGGCGCGCUGGCUGGCCAGGAGGGUCGCUGGCUCAGUGCGGACUGAGCAGACCGUGCCGCAAUGGACCCAGCGGCGCUGUGACCCCGCGACCGGCCAGGACCGCAUGGAGGUGGCGGUGCUGGAUGUCCAGUGUGUUGAGAAGGGCACCUGGCACGUCGUCGACGUCGUUGUCACGAGCCCCGACUCCGCCGAGCUGCGCGAGGAGCGUGCCAGAGCGACCCACGCGGGCCUGGCCGUCGAGGACGCGGAGCGGGGUAAGCACCGGCGCUACCCCCCAGGGCCAAACACGCCGCUCCUGACGCCCUUCGCGGUGAAGACAGGAGGCCGGCUUGGCCAGGCCGCCAGGCAGCUGGUCCUUGACCACCUGGACCGCGCGGAGGGCCUGGCGGGCGCCAGCGCUGACGCCACAGCCUCCUGGCAGGAGCUCCCGGCCACCCUGCAAACAGCGGUGGCCGAGCAAAUCCUGGCAGCCCAUCGGCCAGCCCACCGGCCGGCGGCUGCAGGCAGACGCCGCUGA
Messenger RNA from Prorocentrum cordatum, 1113 nucleotides. NCBI's taxonomy places the organism in Eukaryota, Dinophyceae, Prorocentrales, Prorocentraceae. The record is from the annotation of a GenBank genome assembly.